Messenger RNA from Neltuma alba, 3993 nucleotides. Its product is annotated as probable disease resistance protein At4g27220. The transcript is spliced from 4 exons. The record is from RefSeq and is a predicted model, not a curated record. Gene Ontology annotation, molecular function: ADP binding; ATP hydrolysis activity. The coding region runs from base 1 to 3993 and encodes 1330 amino acids. NCBI's taxonomy places the organism in Eukaryota, Viridiplantae, Streptophyta, Magnoliopsida, Fabales, Fabaceae.
AUGGAAGUUCUCAAUUCUAUUGUUGGAAAAAUAGCAGAGUUAACUCUGAUACCCAUUGGAAGGCAAGUGGAAUAUUUACUACUUUACAAAGAAAAUCUGAAGGAGCUAAAAGAUAAAAUUGAGGAGUUGAACACAAGAAAAGUUCGCAUCGAGCAUAAUGUUGAAGCAGAAAGAAGGAAUGGAAGAGAAAUCGAAGCUGAUGUAAAAAGUUGGCGGAAAAGAGUUGAUAAGACCUUGGAAGAAGCAGAGAAACUUUGUGAAGAUGGACCUCAUGCUAGUGUACGGUGUUGGAAAUGGUCUUUUCCUAAUUUGAAAUCACGACAUCAACUUGGUAGAAAAGCGAAGAAAAUGACAUUCACCAUUGCUGAACUGAAGGAAGAGGGGAAGUUUGAUGGUGGAGUUGGGUACGUCCCUGCUUCUAGCACGGCAAACUUAAUUUUUGCUCCUCAAGGCAGUGAAAAGCUUGAGUCAAGAAACUUAGUGAAGCAGAAGGUUGUGUUGUCUCUGAUCGACCCCAACGUAAACAAAGUUGGAAUUUAUGGGUGGAGUGGUGUUGGGAAGACAACUCUAGUUAAUGACGUUGCCAAACAUAUUAAGGAUGACAAGUUGUUUGAUGUGGUGGUUAUGGCAGCUAUGUCCCAACCAUUGGAUGUUGAAAGGGUUCAAGAUGAGAUUGCUUAUCAAUUAGGCUUUCAAUUGGAUGAGAAGAUUUCAAUCGGAAGAGCUGACUGCCUUUGUGCAAGGAUAAAAAUGGAGAAAAAUAUCCUUAUCAUACUAGACGAGUUAUGGGGGAAAAUUGAUUUAAAACAGUUGGGAAUUCCAUCUAAGCAAGAUCUUAAGGGUGGAGAAUUAUCAUUGAGUUUUAAACGUUUAGAUAUUUCACAGAAGAAUGAAACUUAUCAGGGUUGCAAAUUACUGUUGACCUCUACAGGUUUAGAUAUUUUACAGAAGAAUGAGACUCAAAGAAACUUUGCUCUUGAAGCAUUGAAUAAUGCAGAAUCAUGGAGUUUGUUUGAAGAUAUGGUUGGUGAUGCUAUUAAAGAUGCCAAUUUACAAGAGAUAGCAACCCAAGUGGUUGAAAGAUGUGCGGGUUUGCCUGUUAUGAUAGUCUCAAUUGCAAAGUCAUUAAAAUAUAAUAAGAAUACUCACUAUUGGAAAGAUGCCUUGAACAACUUAAAGAGAGUUGAUAAUGGAGACAUGUAUGGGAAUGUUUCUUCAGCUUUUGAAUUUACUUACAACCGACUGGAAGAUGAUGAAAUGAAGAAAGUAUUCUUGCUAUGUGGUGUUCAUGGACCAUCCAUGUGGGUUAGUGACUUGUUGAAAUAUGUAAUUGGCUUAGGUGUUCUGAAGCACAUAGAUACCGUUGAAGAUGCAAGAAACCGUCUCUAUAGAAUAAUAGAUGACUUAAAGGCAUCUUGUUUGCUACUUGAGGCUGAUGAAAGUGAGACCUAUGUGAAGAUUAAAAUGCAUGGCAUUGUUGAAGAAGUAGCUGUUUCAAUUGCUCGUAAGAAUGAACAUGUUUUUGUGCUGAGAAAUGGCAGGAUGCAAGAUUGGCCAAGCAAGGGAUUUCUUGAAAGGUGUACUCAAAUAAUCUUAGAAAAUUAUUUUAUCCAAGAGCUUCCUCAAAAGUUAGAGUGCCCUAAUUUGAAGUUUUUUCACUUACAAUGCCCUGAUAAUUGCACUCUGGAAAUUCCAGACUCCUUUUUUGAGGGAAUGAGAAGCCUUGAAGCAUUAGAUUUGACAGGCUUGGUGAUGUCUUCAUUGCCUACAUCUCUUGUUGCCUUGACCAAACUUAAGACAUUAUGUUUGGAUCAAUGCACUCUAAAACAUAUGGCCAGAAUAGGUGACUUAAUAAAUUUAGAAGUUCUUAGUCUCAUUGAUUCAUUCAUAGAGGAGUUGCCGAGUGAAAUAGGACAAUUGACUCACAUAAAAAUGUUGGAUUUGACGAAUUCUAGAAUUAAGAUCAUUCCACCCAACACUUUGUCCAAGUUCACUAAAAUAGAGGAACUUUAUAUGGGCAAUGCCUUAGUUAAGUGGGAGGAGGAAAGUUCAAGUGAGCAAAACAAAAGUGCUAGUCUUGCUGAGCUUGGGUGUUUGACAAACCUGACUACUUUAGAAAUUCAAAUUCGUGAGGCUUGGAUGCUGUCGAGGGACAUGAUGUUUAACAACUUAGAGAGAUACAAGAUUGUUAUCGGAGAUAAAUGGGAAUGGUCAAGGAACAAAAGUACCUCAAGGUCGCUAAAGCUAAAGCUUGAUACUAGCAUUCAUUCGGAAGAUGGGAUUAAAGCAUUGAUUGAAAAAGUGGAAGAUUUGUACUUAGAUGAAGUCAAUGGAAUUUUAGAUGUGCUUUUCGAUUUGAAUGGAGAAGGAUUUCCUCUGCUAAAGUAUCUCCAUAUUCAAAAUAAUGGCCAGGUUCAGCAUAUCAUCAACACAACAAAGCGGAAUGAAACUCAUGUUGUGUUUCCAAAAUUGGAGACACUAAUACUUCACAAUCUCAAUAACUUAGUGAAGGUAUGUGAUGGCCCACUUCCUGUUAAUUCCUUUGGCAAACUCACAGUCAUCAAAGUCAAACAUUGUGAUCAACUGGUAUAUCUCUUUUCUGUUUUAAUGGAGAAAGCUCUUUCUCAACUUGUCGAGCUCCAAGUUUUGGGAUGCAAUUCAAUGAAGAGGAUUAUGUUAAUUGAAAAUGAAAAUAGUGAAAUAAGUAGUGAUGAGAAGAUUGAGUUUCAUUCACUACGCUUCUUGAGUCUUUGUCAUUUGCCAGUCAUCCAUGAUUUUUGCUCAAAUGAAGUGACAUCUUUUAUGACAGCCACAUCAUUAUUUAAUGGCACUAAGGUCCGAUUCUCAAAAUUGGAGACGAUGGUAGUUAAAGACAUGGAAAGCUUGAAGAAAGUAUGGCACUUUCAAUUUGAAAGGUUAAAGAGUUUGGAGGUGAGCAAUUGCGGGAAACUGGCGAAUAUUUUCCCAUCUGAUAUGCAGGGAACGUUUGGAAACCUUGAGACAUUGAAGGUCAGCGAUUGUGGUUCAGUGGAAGAGAUAUUCGAACUAACUGCCAAUGAAAUCCGUAAUGAAGAGGAAACAACGACACAACAAGUCUCACAAUUGAAGAAACUCCAUCUGUUUCACUUGCCAAAGCUGAGAGAGAUUUGGAGUAAAGAUGCUCAAGAAAGCCUUCGUUUCCAUAACCUGCAACUUGUGUGGGUUGAAGACUGUGAGGACUUGGAAUACCUUUUUCCAUUCUCCAUUGCAAUGCAAGCUACUCAACUGGAAAGUAUUUCCAUAAAGUAUGCAGGGAGUUUGAAAUAUAUUGUUUCAGGCGAAGGACCCACGGAUGGUCCAGUCAAAUUUGCGUUUAAUCAUUUGACCUCACUGGUGUUUUGGCAUUUAUUUCUACUGGAGGGAUUUUUUGCUGAAAAUCAUAGUUUACUGCAUCCAUUAUUAAGGGAAAUAGAUAUUCGUGAAUGUUGGAAACUGAAGCUCUUCAAGACAGAAAGUUCAAGUGGCAGAGAAAAAGUUUUCCAUAGUAAACAAAUAUUAAUGCAGCAGCCUCUUUUCGCGCUUGAAGAGGUGAUUUGCAACUUGGAGACAUUGGCCCUAAAUAGUGAGGAUGCAAGCAUGAUAUUACAAGGGCAAUUUUCACGAAAACACUUCAACAAACUCAGAAAUCUUUAUUUGGCAAAUUUUGAAGAUGAUCAUGCCACUUUUCCCUAUUGGUUUUUCCAAAACAUAACCACUCUCAAUGAGCUAGUUGUUGAACAGAGUUCUUUCAAGGAGAUAUUCCGAGAAGAGAUACCUACAAACGAGAAAGAAAAAUCAGUGAUCGGAAUGAGAAUUAAAAAAUUGACACUUAGCACCUUCCUCUGUAACAUUCCAUCACCUGACGUAUUUGGAGGUGGAAAAUUGCAAUGGAUUACUUCACUUAAUUACCUCAUCAACUGCAAGAAGCCUGGUCAAAUUAAAAGCAAUGAAAAUAGCAAAGUGCAAUUCACUUGA